UUCUUCUUCUCUUCGAUUCAUCCCUCGUGCUUCUCAUUAACACCAACCUUUUUUCUCAUUUCUUCACCUUCUCCGAUCUCUGUUCACAUCUCUUUCUCUAAAGUUUUUAUAAUUCAUCUCCCUCUUCUGCUUACAAACCAUAUCCUCUUCAAGAAACUAAAAGAAGAACAAUCAAGAAUCAGAAAAGAGGACAACAAGACCCUGUUCUGUUGUUGUCUCUGAUGGGUUCUUGCUUCAGUUCUCGAGUUAAGGCUGAAAACCCUUUCCAUGACGACGGUAAGAGCAGUGUUCUUUACGGUCUAAGCAUGUCGAGCCGGAAAUCUUCCUCGUCAACGGUGGCUGCGGCUCAGAAGACGGAAGGGGAGAUACUUGAGUCAACGCACGUUAAGAGCUUCACCUUCAACGAGCUUAAGCUCGCAACUAGGAAUUUCAGACCGGACAGUGUGAUCGGAGAAGGUGGUUUCGGUUGUGUUUUUAAAGGCUGGUUGGAUGAAACCAGUCUCACUCCGACUAAACCAGGAACCGGUUUAGUCAUCGCGGUUAAAAAGCUUAACCAAGAAGGUCUUCAAGGUCACCGUGAAUGGCUGACGGAGAUUAACUACUUGGGACGGUUAAGUCACCCGAAUCUAGUGAAACUUGUCGGUUAUUGCUUGGAGGAUGAGCACCACCUUCUUGUCUACGAGUUUAUGCCAAAAGGAAGUCUUGAGAAUCAUCUAUUCAGAAGAGGUACAUAUUUUAAGCCGCUCCCUUGGUUUCUAAGGAUCAAGGUUGCUCUUGAUGCAGCAAAGGGGAUAGCCUUUCUCCACAGUGACCCUGUCAAAGUGAUAUAUAGAGACAUUAAAGCCUCCAACAUUUUACUUGACGCGGACUAUAAUGGGAAACUCUCUGACUUUGGACUAGCUAGAGACGGUCCAACGGGUGAUCAAAGCUAUGUUAGUACAAGGAUUAUGGGUACAUAUGGCUACGCCGCUCCUGAGUAUAUGUCAUCAGGUCACUUAAAUGCAAGAAGCGAUGUGUACAGUUUUGGAGUUGUUCUUUUAGAGAUUUUGACGGGUAAACAAGCGUUGGACGAUAACAGGCCAGCUAAAGAAGAAAGCCUUGUGGAAUGGGCUCGACCAUAUUUCGCAAGCAAACGGAAGGUUCUCAAAAUCGUGGACGCUCGGUUAGAGACACAGUACCUACCCGAAGAGGCGGUGAGAUUGGCCAGCAUUGCGGUUCAGUGUCUCUCGUUGGAACCCAAGGCGCGCCCGACCAUGGAACAAGUGGUCCGUGCCUUGCAACAACUUCAAGACAACUUGGGAAAACCAACUAAGACCGAUCCGGUUAAGGAUGCUAAGAAAGAUAGGUUUAAAACCGGAUCUAAGUUACCAGAAAGACAGUCCAAAUAAUAACCUUUUGGACGCCUAAGCCUUAAUGAGACUUGGAGAUCAGGUCAAGCUAGUGAAAUGGUAAUGGACAUUUUUCUAAUGAGUGCUUAGCACUGCGAAAAUCCGUUUAUAAACAGAUAGAGUAUGGUUAUGGAUAAACCAUGCAGGUCAGAGACUAUACUAAUAAAGGAGAAGUACUAUACCCAACCUUAGAGAACAUGUGUUUAGCCUUUAGGCUUCAUCGUGUGUUGUGGUAUCUAGUGAAAGUAUAUAUGAAUGAAGUUAUUUUCUACCUCUUGUGUUGGAACUCAUUUUUUGUAUUUUAUUUUCUGUUCCUCAAUACAUUUGAUGUAGAGAUUUUUCUUUAUCUCCAAUUUUGGAAUCGACUGUUUUCGAAUGAUACAAGUAAGAAUAGUAGAAGUUAAUCAAAGAUGCAACACUGAGAAAUCAAAG
This is a messenger RNA of Eruca vesicaria subsp. sativa (arugula), 1820 nucleotides long. Lineage: Eukaryota; Viridiplantae; Streptophyta; Magnoliopsida; Brassicales; Brassicaceae. The record is from the annotation of a GenBank genome assembly.